Fonsecaea nubica is the source of this 618-nucleotide messenger RNA. RefSeq lists its product as hypothetical. The transcript has a single exon. The coding region runs from base 1 to 618 and encodes 205 amino acids. The record is from RefSeq and is a predicted model, not a curated record. NCBI's taxonomy places the organism in Eukaryota, Fungi, Ascomycota, Eurotiomycetes, Chaetothyriales, Herpotrichiellaceae.
AUGGACUCCACCGACGAGGAAAACAAGGACGUACCGCCGCCACCACCAUCCUCACCGGCGACACCAAAGGCCGUCGACAAAAACCCUCCUGCACAAGAAACUGUGGACGGUAACCACGAAGACGACCACGACCAGCACAAGACCAAUACGAAGAAGCAAAUCCUCUGCCGCGUCGUCCUGAACAAGAGAUACGCUGUCGACCCGUUCACCUUCCCCGCCGCAGACGCCACGACCGUCGAAGCGCUGCUCAACAAGGCGUGGCCGGUCGUCACGACGGCAGUCUCGCGCUACAGACUCAAGCUCAAACCCUUCACGACCAUGUUCCUCAACCUGCAGGAAUCCUGUGCCGAGAAGCCCUACAGCGAGUACCUGUGGACGACGGUCAACACCGAGCGAGAUCCCCCGGAACAGUAUGCGGAGUGGUAUGUGCGUAAUGUGGUGAAUGGCAAGGGUGACGAAGAGAAGAAAGUCAUGGUUGAAAUCCACGUGCUGGCAAAGGGCAAGGCAGGGGAUAAAAACCACGCCAUCUUCGAGGGUGAGAUGAGAGAGGGCGGCAAGGGUGGCGAGGGGCCCAGGAGUGUCAUGGCGCCGUACAUCCGGCUGAGACACUCGGUUUAG